Molecule: messenger RNA, 701 nt
Organism: Medicago truncatula (barrel medic)
Lineage: Eukaryota; Viridiplantae; Streptophyta; Magnoliopsida; Fabales; Fabaceae
Source: RefSeq, a predicted model, not a curated record
GGUAAAAUUCAAUUAAACUGCCAAUUAGCGAAGGGAAUAGGAUUCAUAAAUUUAUUUACACAAAAAAACUCAAAGAAUGUACAGAUAAAUAAAAUGACAUUAUAAAUCAAUAUCUAGGCACUAAAGUUUCUUAACUUUCAAGUGAAAAUUAUUAUUAUUAUUAUUUUUUUUACAAAAAGGAAUGAAGAAAAUCCCGUUUACUCUACAUGGAGUGUGUCUCUGAAAUCACAAAAGUUAUUUAUCUAGUUCUUGCAGUGAAGACUCUGUUGUACCAAAUAGAAUGGAGUAUCAUGUGAAAUAUAUCAUACUUGACAGGACUCUUAUGCCAAAGAAAAUGCUGCUGUACUUUUUUCACUCUCAUCUGCAUUUGAAGAUACCUCUUUUUUGGGAUGGAAACAAGUAUACUUUCAAAUUUGGAAUGUCCUUCUCCAAAACAAAAACAGCAAAUGAUUCCCAAUUCAAAACCUCGAAAAAAGGUGGCACAAAAUUGUCUGAUAUAAUAACCGGAACACAUUCGUAGAUGAUAGCUUCGACAACUCUUGGACUGUUGACUUCGUAUCCCUUUGGACAAAUACAAUAUUUGCUUCUUUUCAUGUACUGAAUGUAGUUCCUGUUUCCCUUCGACUUUGGCAGCAUACCGAAGAUUUUCAUGUCGGGAUCUUUAUUUUCCCAGUGCUGCAGCAGAAUUGGACGGACAUAAC